AUGCGACCGCGCAGUACCCUCGAAGGAAAUCCCGAGCAGCAGCAGCAGCAGCAGCAGCAGCAGCAACAGCAGCAGCAGCAGCAGCAGCAAGAGCAGCAGCAACAGCAGCAGCAGCAGCAGGAUGAAUCAGCAGCAGCAGCAGCAGCAGCAGCAACAGCAGCAGCAGCAGCAGCAAGCGGUCCCCGCAACGCUGCACACCUGUCCCCUCGAUUGCACAUCAAGCAGCAGCAGCAACAGCAGCAGCAGCAGCAGCACGAGCUGCUGCAGCAGGUCCAAGCCCUUGGCUUACGGGUCACCACCAGCAGCAAAAAGCAGCAGCAACAGCAGCAGCAGCAACAGCAGCAGCAGCAGCAGCAGCAGCAGCAGCAGCAAUCCUUCGCGUUCUCAGCCAAUGCUGCUGCUGCAGCACAACAGGGGAUACGAUCCCCGUAUCCUUUCAACAGCAGCAGCUGCAGCUCUCCUGCUGCUGCUGCUGCUGCUGCUGCAGCAGCAGCAGCAGCAGCAAACCCCUAUGGGACGCUCCCGUUCGAGCAGGAGCAGCAGCAGCUGCAGCAGCAGCAGCUGCUGCAGCUGCAGCAACCAUUGCAGCUGCCGCAGCUACCGCAGCUACCGCAGCAGCAGCAGCAGCAGCAGCAGCAGCAGCAGCAUAAUAUUACAAGCCGGUUGCUGGGGCUGGAGGCAGCAGUUCACCGGCUGCUUAAUAGAGAGCUAAGCCGCAGUGACGCAGCAGCAGCAGCAGCAGCAACAGCAGCAGCAGCAGCAGCAGCAACAGCAGCAACUGCAGCAAAUGAAGAAAACGGAGACAGCAGAAGGUCAAACGCUCAGCAGCAGCAGCAGCAGCGAGAUCUGAGGGACACCUACAACAGAGCAGCAGCAGCAGCAGCAACUGCUGCUGCUGCUGCUGCUGCUAAGGCUGGUGCAGCAUCAGGGAUGUCUCCGAAUACAGCAGCGGUAGUCAAGGCAGCAGCAGCAGCAGCAGCAGCAGCAGCAGCAGCAGAAACAGCAGCAGCAGCAGCAGCAGCAGCAGCAAGAACAGCACCAACAGAUUCAAAAAAUCUCCCCGCUGAGCGGAAUGGAAAACCCCUGCCGCUGCAGCCCCAGCAGCAGCAGCAGCAGCAACAGCAGCAGCAGCAGCAGCAGCAGCAGGUAGAGGAGGAGACAGUCCCCUUUCCUUCGCGGCUGCAGGCGGGGGGUUACCGGGGCAUAGAUUGUCUCAGCAGUCCCCACAGCAGCAGCAGCAGCAGCACACCAACAGCAGCAGCAGCAGCAGCAGCAGGAACAGCAGCAGCAGCAACAGCAGCAGCAGCAGCAGCAAAGACAACGCGUCAUAGAUAUAAAUCCUUAAAGACAAGAGACUCUGUCUCCUCUUCUGUCUCUUCUGUCUCCUCUCUUUCUUCUGUCUCUGCAUAUGAAGCAGCUCGAAAACGAUGGCAGCAAAAGAAACAGCAGCAGCAGCAGCAGCAGCAGCAGCAGGAGUGGAGACACAUAGAAGUAACCCUUGCUAAUCCUUCUGCUGCUCUGAAGGAGCAUGUGCAGCGAAUGAAGUUGCGUGCUGAUCGAGCAGCAGCAGCAGCAGCAGCUGCUGCUGCUGCAGCAGCAGCAAGAGGCAGCAGCAGCAGCAGCAGCGCAGCAGCAGACACACCCCCAGCUGAAUUCGAGCUGCUGUUUAACCACUGGUCACUCUCUGCUGCAGCACUCAAAGAAGAAGAAAUAACAAACAUAGUGCAGCAGCUAGGAGAGUUGCUGCCGCUGAGACGCAACAGAAGAACAGCAGCAGCAGCAGCAGCAGCAGCAGCAGCAGGAGCAGCAGCACUAGCAGCAACAGGGAUUAGAAAAAAAAACGCAGCAGCAGCAGCUGCUGCUGCUGCUGCUCGCAGCAGCAGCGAUGAAGAGACAGCAGCAGAUAUGAUCAGCAGCUGUAGUGGGGCUAGCAGCACGCGGUGCAGCAACAGCAGCAGCAGCAACAACAGACGCAGCAGCAGCAGCAGCAGCAGCAGCAGCAGCAGCAAGAGGGUGUCUUUUCCCUUGGAGGAAGCAGACAUGAAUAUAUCGGAGGAUUCAGAGGGAGGAGAUGCAGCAGCAGCAACUGAUCGCUCCUUAGAGACGGCUGCUCCUGCUGCAACAACUGCAGCAGCAACAACAAGAGAGUAG
Messenger RNA from Eimeria mitis, 2151 nucleotides. RefSeq lists its product as uncharacterized. The record is from RefSeq and is a predicted model, not a curated record. The coding region runs from base 1 to 2151 and encodes 716 amino acids. The transcript is spliced from 7 exons. Lineage: Eukaryota; Apicomplexa; Conoidasida; Eucoccidiorida; Eimeriidae.